Molecule: messenger RNA, 2684 nt
Organism: Closterium sp. NIES-67
Lineage: Eukaryota; Viridiplantae; Streptophyta; Zygnematophyceae; Desmidiales; Closteriaceae
Source: the annotation of a GenBank genome assembly
GUGCAGCAGCCGAAUGGGAUGCAGGCUAGAAUGAGAUCGUCGUCGCAGCAUACAGUCGCAGCAGACCUAGUCGCGGACUUCGUUUCAGCAGACCGUCUUAGUCGCAGGACUGAGUCGCAACAGACUUGAUCACGAGACUUCAGGAGUUAGCCAGUGUACUUCGUCGCAAGGCUUAGCGCUAAAGUCGUCGAAUCGCGUCGAAUCGAAAGCCCGUGAAGCUCUUAUCCAAUUUCGCCAGUCACGAUUCUCGGCUAACGAUUUCGGGAGCUCGUCGAGCGCGACUCACCUCAUCCGCGCAUCGAUCUGCCCCAAUGCGGUCCUCCUCUCGCCUCCCGUCACCCGUCGCCGCUUUUUGACGGUCUCUAGGCGCUGGAUAAGACUGCGACACGCUUACUGAGUGCUUAGGCUCCUAGACGGCGCUCCGCGAUGGCGCCUUCGCUUCGUGCGAUUCGUGCGACGUUCGUGUGCCUGUCGCUGAACCUGACCCUGUGCAAUGUCUUCAACGGGCGCCACUAUACCGCACCGACCCUCCCUCCCCCCGCGAGUAGCAACAUUGCGAAUGCGAACAGCAGGGAGGGGGAAUCCGCAGCGUCAGCGGGGUUCGUGCUGCCGAGCUCGGCGCGCAGCUGCGAUGAGGACGAGAUGAUCAAUGGAGCGAAGGGGUUGCUACCCUCGUUACAGGAACUCACAUGGAGUCCCCAUCUAUGUGAUUGGGAAACGCACCUGAUCGCAUCAGUGCCGAAUCAGAGGAGCAAAGCACGCCGCCACCUCCAACGCGUGGGCAUCCGCACGUGCCUUCUCCCACUCAUUAGAAAAGGAACCAGGCUGUUCAAGCUCCUCCCUCCGCCUUCCCCCCUUGCUCCUCUUCCCUCCCCCUGCGAUCCCCCGUCCCCUGGGCGAGGGGGGAAGCUGCUGCUGGGGGGAACCGACCUUUGCGCGUUGAUGCACCUGGACGGGGGAAGGGCUGAGGGAAGGGAUGCGGUGGGAAAAGGGUUGUCUGCAGCAGUAGCAGGUAGAAAAGCAGCAGAAUCUGUUUGGGAGGCGGGUAAUGGGGAGGGUGCCAAUGCUGGCUUAAAGAAGGGGGUGAGUCAAGAGACGGGGAAAGGGAGGCGAAAGGAAGAGAGCAGGGGAGGAGAUAGCAACCGACAGGGACAAGGAGAGAGCAGGCGGAACAAGGAGGAGGAGGAGGAAGAGGAGAGGAGCAAAUCUCUGAGGAAAGGGAGAUCGUUGGGGCAGAGGGAGCAGGAGGAGGCAGGGGAGCAGAGGGGAACAGGGGAGCAGAAGAUGCAGAGUAUGAGAAAGAGAGAGCAUGGGGAUGAUGAUGGCGUGAAGGGUGGUGAUGGAGGUGAUGGGGCUGAUGAGGCUGAUGGGGCUGAGGGGGUUGGAGGCAGGGCGGGGGAGAAGAAGAGCAAGGAAAAGAGGGGAGGGCGCGAGAAGGAGAAGCAAGGGGGGCAUAUGAACAAGGAGAUGCUGAUUCGAGCAGCCAUCAGCCAGAUGCAAGCCAAGAAGUUCAACGACGCCAUCAAGCUCUUCAACCUCGUGGAAGCGGAAGGGGGUGAGAUGUCGGACCAGCUGUUCAUAGGCAGGGGCCUCUGCCACCUGUUCCUGCGCCAGCUGGACGACGCGGAGGAUGACUUUACAGAGGGCAUUCGGCGCUACCCUCAGAGUGCCGAGCUGUACAGACGCAGGGCAGUGCUGUACAUUGAGAGGAACGAGAGGGAGGCGGCUGUGGAGGAUUACAGUCGAGCGCUGGAGAUAGAGCCCAACCACCUGGACGCCCUGCAGAAUAGAGGCACGAUUGCCUUCCACCUGCACUUCUACAGCAUGGCCAUCUCCGACCUCUCCAAGGCGCUCGAGCUGCGCCCCAUGGACCCCUUCCUCAUCCGCGCCAAGGGCAUAGCCUUGGCGGGCUCGGGCCAGUGGCGCAAUGCAAGCGCUGUGUUUGCGGAGGCGGUGAAGCGGCACCCCAUGUCCGCCAACCUGUGGACGGAGAAGGGCCGCGUGCACAAGGAGCUGGGGGAGGUGGACCUCGCCCUGGCGGCAUUGCACAAGGCUUUGGCUCUGGAGGACACUCUUGAGGCGUACAUACGCCUCACAUCCCUCAUGCAGCUGGUGGGCCGCCACAGGGAGGUGAUCAACACGGCGCGCAGGGGCCUGAAGCUCAGCCCCGACGACAUUGAGCUCAACUACCUGGAAGCUUCUGCGCACCAUGCGCUGGGCGACUUUGAGGCAGCUCUGGUCCAGUAUUCCCGCAUCCUUGGCUUCUCACCCACAGACAGCAACACCGGCACUCUCCAGGGCAUGGCAUUCUACCAGAGGGAGAUCGCCGCCUACACGGUAGCCAAGCUGGACCUGCCCUUCACGCACUUCCGCCUCGACUACGAGCUCGACAACGACCUCAAGGAAGCAUGGGUGCGGAAGCAGUCGCCCCUCACCAUCCUCCCCACAUACCGUCCCCUCCCCGUGCGCCUCCCCCGCAACCCCCUCGAAUCCGCUUCUCCCCCCAAGUGCGCGCACUUAUCGCCAAGGCGGACGAAAUUGGCCGGCGCACGCAGUACUUUGUGGAUGGCUUCAUGCCGCACAAGAGACAACACCGCAUGGCGGGGCUUGCCGCCCUGGACCUCAUGCAAAGAGUGAAUGCCACGUGGCAGCAGAUGAUUGAGGAACAAAGGCGGGCGGAUGGG